Tachysurus fulvidraco (yellow catfish) is the source of this 1213-nucleotide messenger RNA. Its product is annotated as interferon-induced protein 44-like. The coding region runs from base 18 to 878 and encodes 286 amino acids. NCBI's taxonomy places the organism in Eukaryota, Metazoa, Chordata, Actinopteri, Siluriformes, Bagridae. The record is from RefSeq and is a predicted model, not a curated record. The transcript is spliced from 6 exons.
CUGUACUGUUUGUGUUAAUGCUGAAUUUGUUUGUCUGUUCUUCAGAAUUUGAUCAACCAUGGAGGAAAACGCCUUGGGGAGAAAAGGACAAAAUUGAACAUAAACUGAGGACAUUCAAGCUCAAGAGAACAAGUGCUCAGUUUGUCAGGAUUCUGGUUGUUGGUGAAGUCGGAGCAGGAAAGUCCAGUUUUAUAAACUCAGUCAAUAAUGCAUUCCAAAAACGAAUCACCUCUGGGGCUCUUGUUGACAGGACUGGAGGUACCAGUUUCACAAAGAACUACAAAACUCAUUAUAUUGAAGCAGAAGAUGGCUCCAAUUUGCCUUUUGUCUUUAAUGAUAUAAUGGGAUUUGAGGACAAAUUAUCUGGUGCAAAUGCAGAUGACAUCAUCAAAGCCAUAGACGGGUUACUUCAUGAAGGACACAAUUUUGAGGAUACAUGUAUGACAGACGCUGACUACAGAAGCAACCCAAGUGUCGAGCAUCAAACCGCAUGCCUGGUCAACAUUGUUGCUGCAGACAAAAUAUCAAUUAUGAAGAAUGGGGUCAUUGAUAAGCUGAAAAAAAUUCGUCAGUCUGCUACCAAACGGAAUAUACCUCAAGUAAUCAUCAUGACAAGAUCAGAUUUAGCAUGUCCACUGGUUAAACAGGACUUAAGGAAGAUCUACACCAGCAAGAAGAUCAAGGAGAAGAUGGAAGUGUGUAGUAAUACGCUGGGGAUUCCUAUGAAUUACAUUUUCCCUGUGAAGAACUACCAUGAGGAGAUAGACACAGAUGAUGACAUGGAUCUUCUGAUUCUCAAGGCACUUGAUCAGAUUGUGCAAAAUGCUGCUGACUUGUUGAAGGAAAAAUCACCUAAAUGUGGUGAAGAAACUGAGUAGGGACUCGGAUCACAAAGCCUCUGUGUAUAAAUGUAACCCAAAGUGAUUUACACAACAUUUAAAAUACAGAGUAGGAUACAUGAUUAAUGCUGAUUGGAGAAGAGAAAUAAAUAUGUACUGUAUUGCUAAAAUUACCAGAACAUCUGACAUGGAGAAGAGAAACAAGUGUGUGUUUCUAAAAUAAGUGUAACAUUGUUUUCUGUAUUUAUGGAGCACAUUAGAUUAUUUUACUUUAGUUACAGUUACUGAUUAAACAAACCCUAAAAUGUAAGUGAGGAAUUCUAUGUAAAUGUUAAUCUUAUUAAUAAAAAAUAAAGCUUACCUAAAGAACAAAA